AUGGCCACUCCCGCAACGAGGCUGGGCGUGGAAGCUGUGCGAGCGAACCCCAUGGCACCCCCCAAGGCCCGAUACAAGCAGCUCCUGCACUUUGCGUCGAGGCUGGACCCGUUGCCCGCCGAGUUCCACACCCCGGAGCACAAGGUGGAGGGCUGCGUGUCGCAGGUGUGGGUGGCCGCCCAGCUCGACCGCGCGGCCAACACGCUCUCCUGGCGCGCGGACUCCGACUCCCAGCUGACCAAGGGCCUGGCAGCGCUGCUGGUGGUGGGCCUGAGCGGGUUGAGCCCGCAGGAGACGGUCCAGAUCUCGCCCGACUUCAUCACCUCCCUGGGCUUCCAGCAGGCCCUCACGCCCUCCCGCAACAACGGCUUCCUCAACAUGUUCCGGCUCAUGCAGCGAAAGGCGCUGGACCUGUGCCUGCUGCAGGGAGGCAAGGCAGGGGCCUCGCCCGGCCACGGCCCUGGCGCGGCUACCACCGGCGCAGCAGCCGGGGAGGAGGCCGCCGGACCUGGCCGGCCCAGGGGCGGGGGGGAGGCUGCACCCCAGCCUGGGGAUGCAGCUGCGGAGCCAUCGGCCUCAGAGCAGCAGCACAUGGGCCCCGUGGCGGCAAGCAUGCGCAGGAAGCUGCAGGACGCCUUCCAGCCUCUGAGGCUGGAGCUCGUGGAUGAGUCGGGGAAGCACGCACACCAUGCCGGUGUCAGGAGCAUGGGCAAGGCGGGCCAGAAGGGCGAGACCCACUUCGCACUCAGCAUUGUGUCGCCGCGGUUCCAGGGCCUGUCCACCCUGAAACGGCACCGGCUCGUGUAUGCGUCUCUGGCGGAGGAGCUGGCGGGGUCGGUGCAUGCGCUGCAGAUGAACACGCAGACGCCGGAGGAGGCGGGGGUGGUGUGA
This is a messenger RNA of Auxenochlorella protothecoides, 891 nucleotides long. RefSeq names its product SufE-like protein, chloroplastic. The coding region runs from base 1 to 891 and encodes 296 amino acids. The record is from RefSeq and is a predicted model, not a curated record. The transcript is spliced from 4 exons. NCBI's taxonomy places the organism in Eukaryota, Viridiplantae, Chlorophyta, Trebouxiophyceae, Chlorellales, Chlorellaceae.